CAACGCUCGCGUGGAGAACUGCGCCGUCAUCUACUGCAACGACGGCUUCUGCGAGCUGUGCGGCUACUCGCGGGCCGAGGUGAUGCAGCGGCCCUGCACCUGCGACUUCCUGCACGGGCCGCGCACGCAGCGCCGCGCUGCCGCGCAGAUCGCGCAGGCCCUGCUGGGCGCCGAGGAGCGCAAAGUGGAGAUAGCCUUCUACCGGAAAGAUGGGAGCUGCUUCCUAUGUCUGGUGGAUGUGGUGCCCGUGAAGAACGAGGAUGGGAAUGUCAUCAUGUUUAUCCUCAAUUUCGAGGUGGUGAUGGAGAAGGACAUGGUGGGGUCCCCGGCUCGUGAUACCAAUCACCGGGGCCCCCCCACCAGCUGGCUGACCUCAGGCCGCGCCAAGACCUUCCGCCUGAAGCUGCCCGCGCUGCUGGCGCUGACAGCCCGGGACUCGACGGUGCGGUCGGGUGGCGCGGGCCGCGGGAGCCCCUGGCCUGCCGACCUGACCCCGCUUUGCCUCUCCACCCCAGGGGCCAUGCACCCCCUGCGCAGCGGCCUGCUUAACUCCACCUCAGACUCGGACCUCGUGCGCUACCGCACCAUUAGCAAGAUUCCCCAAAUCACCCUCAACUUUGUGGACCUCAAGGGCGACCCCUUCUUGGCUUCGCCCACCAGCGACCGGGAGAUCAUAGCACCCAAGAUAAAGGAGCGGACCCACAAUGUCACGGAGAAGGUCACCCAGGUCCUCUCUCUGGGUGCGGACGUGCUGCCCGAGUACAAGCUGCAGGCGCCACGCAUCCACCGCUGGACCAUCCUGCACUACAGUCCCUUCAAGGCUGUGUGGGACUGGCUCAUCCUGCUGCUGGUCAUCUACACAGCUGUAUUCACGCCCUACUCGGCUGCCUUCCUGCUGAAGGAGACGGAAGAGGCCCCCCCGGCUUCUGACUGCGGCUAUGCCUGCCAGCCACUGGCUGUGGUGGACCUCAUUGUGGACAUAAUGUUCAUCGUGGACAUCCUCAUCAACUUCCGCACCACUUAUGUCAAUGCUAAUGAGGAGGUGGUCAGCCACCCCGGCCGCAUAGCUGUCCACUACUUCAAAGGCUGGUUUCUCAUCGACAUGGUGGCCGCUAUCCCCUUUGACCUGCUCAUCUUUGGCUCAGGCUCUGAGGAGCUGAUUGGGCUCCUGAAGACCGCGAGGCUGCUGCGGCUGGUGCGUGUGGCACGAAAGCUGGACCGCUACUCGGAGUACGGGGCGGCCGUGCUCUUCCUGCUCAUGUGCACCUUUGCACUCAUUGCACACUGGCUGGCCUGCAUCUGGUACGCCAUUGGCAACAUGGAGCAGCCAAACAUCGACUCCCAUAUCGGCUGGCUGCACAACCUGGGAGCCCAGAUUGGCAAGCCGUACAACAGCAGUGGCCUGGGUGGCCCUUCCAUCAAGGACAAGUACGUCACGGCGCUCUAUUUCACCUUCAGCAGCCUCACCAGCGUUGGCUUUGGCAAUGUCUCCCCCAACACCAACUCAGAGAAGAUCUUCUCCAUCUGUGUCAUGCUCAUUGGCUCCCUCAUGUACGCUAGCAUCUUCGGCAACGUGUCGGCCAUCAUCCAGCGGCUGUACUCGGGCACGGCCCGCUACCACACACAGAUGCUCCGGGUGCGGGAGUUCAUCCGCUUCCACCAGAUCCCCAACCCACUGCGCCAGCGCCUCGAGGAGUACUUCCAGCACGCCUGGUCCUACACCAACGGCAUUGACAUGAAUGCGGUGCUGAAGGGCUUCCCCGAGUGCCUGCAGGCCGACAUCUGCCUGCACCUGAACCGCUCGCUGCUGCAGCACUGCAAGCCCUUCCGUGGGGCCACCAAGGGCUGCCUGAGGGCUCUGGCCAUGAAGUUCAAGACCACACAUGCACCGCCAGGGGACACGCUGGUGCACGCUGGGGACCUGCUCACUGCCCUGUAUUUCAUCUCCCGGGGCUCCAUCGAGAUCCUGCGGGGCGACGUCGUCGUGGCCAUCCUGGGGAAGAAUGACAUCUUCGGAGAGCCACUGAAUCUGUAUGCGAGGCCUGGCAAGUCCAACGGGGAUGUGCGGGCCCUUACCUACUGCGACCUGCACAAGAUCCAUCGGGACGACCUGCUGGAGGUGCUAGAUAUGUACCCCGAGUUCUCAGACCACUUCUGGUCCAGCCUGGAGAUCACCUUCAACCUGCGAGAUACCAACAUGAUCCCGGGUUCCCCAGGCAGCACGGAGUUAGAGGGCGGCUUCAGUCGGCAACGCAAGCGCAAGCUGUCCUUCCGUAGGCGCACGGACAAGGGUGAGGUGGGGGAGGGGAGGGGAGGAAUGUUGGAGACCCGAUUGAGUGCUGACAUGGCCACCGUCCUGCAGCUGCUACAGAGGCAGAUGACACUGGUCCCACCCGCCUACAGUGCUGUGACCACCCCGGGGCCUGGCCCCACCUCCACCUCCCCUCUGCAGCCUGUCAGCCCCAUCCCCACCCUCACCCUAGACUCGCUUUCUCAGGUUUCCCAGUUCAUGGAGUGUGAGGAGCUCCCCCAAGGGGGCCCAGAGCUCUCCCAAGAUGGACCCACUCGACGCCUCUCCCUGCCGGGCCAGCUGGGGGCCCUCACCUCCCAGCCCCUGCACAGACAUGGCUCAGACCCCGGCAGUUAGUGGGGUUGCCCAGUGUGGACACGUGGCUCACCCAGGGAUCAGGACACCGCCUGGGCCUCUCCCCUCAGAGGCUCUGCUCAGGAAGCCCUGACCAUGGAAGAGGAGAGGAACAGCUCCUCCUCCAGCCCUUGGGACCAUCUCCUCCUGCAGUCCCCUGGGCCCCAGUGAGAGGGGCAGGGGCAGGGUCGGCAGUGGAUGGGGGCCUGUGGUCCCCCCACUGCCCUGAGGGCAUUAGCUGGUCUAACUGCCCGGAGGCACCCGGCCCUGGGCCUUAGGCACCUCAAGAACUUUUCUGCUAUUUACUGCUCUUAUUGUUAAGGAUAAUAAUUAAGGAUCAUAUGAAUAAUUAAUGAAGAUGCUGAUGACUAUGAAUAAUAAAUAAUUAUCCUGAGGAGA
This is a messenger RNA of Carlito syrichta (Philippine tarsier), 3043 nucleotides long. RefSeq names its product potassium voltage-gated channel subfamily H member 2 (gene KCNH2). Gene Ontology annotation, molecular function: inward rectifier potassium channel activity. The transcript has 12 exons. Gene Ontology annotation, cellular component: membrane. Lineage: Eukaryota; Metazoa; Chordata; Mammalia; Primates; Tarsiidae. The record is from RefSeq and is a predicted model, not a curated record. Bases 83 to 2647 code for a protein of 854 amino acids. Gene Ontology annotation, biological process: regulation of ventricular cardiac muscle cell membrane repolarization; membrane repolarization during action potential; potassium ion transmembrane transport.